Triticum aestivum (bread wheat) is the source of this 564-nucleotide messenger RNA. RefSeq lists its product as uncharacterized. Lineage: Eukaryota; Viridiplantae; Streptophyta; Magnoliopsida; Poales; Poaceae. The transcript has a single exon. The record is from RefSeq and is a predicted model, not a curated record. Bases 85 to 324 code for a protein of 79 amino acids.
CCGCAGAUCGACACAGCUACCAUAGCGCAUACCGAAGCAGGGCCAAGAAUAAUAUCUCCGGUUCUUGAUUGGCAAAGCGUAGCAAUGGCGAAGCGUCUGGAUGUCGCGCUCCGCCUGCUGCUGCUGGUGGUGGUGGUGCUCGCAUCCUGCGACGGGAGGGAGCUGAAAGGGAAUGGCGGCGUCGACGAGGUGAAGGAUCUGGUGCCCGGGUUGCCGGUGCCGCUGCCGCCUCUGGUACCACUACCCAAACUGCCGCUGCCGCCCGUGGUCCCUGGGAACCCUCCCGCUGCUCGCGGCUCUGCCGACAGCAACAAGUCUCCAUGAUCAUGCACCUGCAGCUGAUCAACUUGUCGUCUUAGACUUCUACUAGUAGCAAGCUAGCUAGCACCGGCCGGAGGCAGAACGUCGGUCCGCGUUCCGCUCACGUCCGUGUGCAUGCCUUGAUCUGUAGCAACUAUAUGUCCGCCAUGUUCCCUUUUCAUGUUCCUACUCUGUCAUCUAUGUAAACCUUGUCAAUGUGCCUUUAUGAAUAACAUAUGAAUAAUGUACGUCAACGAUGAAGCA